Molecule: messenger RNA, 3543 nt
Organism: Heterotrigona itama
Lineage: Eukaryota; Metazoa; Arthropoda; Insecta; Hymenoptera; Apidae
Source: the annotation of a GenBank genome assembly
AUGAGCGAACCAAAAAGGUAAGCAAAUCUAACAGAAAAAACGUUUAAUAUUUAUAAUAAUUUAAUUUCAACAUUUCAAUGUUGAAAACAGUGAAAUAUGCAAAUAAAUUGCAUCCAUGCUGGCUUCCAAUUUUACGUUGUCAUCAUGUCGACGCAGCGCGUCUUUUUAUAGAUUUUUAUGAAAAUAAAUGGCAUUUAUUAAAUUUUGUUUUGUGAAAAUCAAUUAUUCUUUACAAAUUGCUAUUUUUUUUUUACGAUAAUGAUUUGUAAUCGUGCAAUGACACAAAUCGCGCUUAUUAUUUUUGUAUGCCGACUGUUCAUGGCCGAAUACUAUAUCGAACAUGACAAAGGAAUUUUACUGAUAUUGAUAUUUAUUUUUUACUGUAAUACUUCUCAAUUUUAUGAAAAAAUCGUAAUGGAAAUAAAAGCUACCCAAUUUUAUUUGUAUUUAAUUUUACAGUAUAAUACUGACGAUAACAAACCUUAUAUAAAAAUUGUAUGUUUGGUUUUAAAAAUUAAAUUACAUCAACUUGUAUUAUUUGAUAACAAAUAUUGAUCUGAAUUAAGUAUAUCUUAUACGAUCAUUAUAUAUGAUUUGAUUCACAUUGGAAAAAUUCAAAAAUUUAUUUUUUAUGAGUUUAAUAAAUUAUUUUAAGUAUUUAUUGUAUAUAAAAACAAUAACAAAAACUCUUUUGAAUUUUUGAGGAGAAAAAAAAUAUAUUGAAAUAAUAUCAUUUAAUUUUAUAUAGUAUAAAAAUUAAUAUUUUACACAUAAUAGCAAUUCGUAUAGUUAAAUAUAUUACAAUAAUUUAUGUUAUAAUUUAUUAUAAAAUAAUAAUAUAAAAUAUAUCACAAGAAACUUAAGAAAAUUAGUCUGAUUAUUGAAUUUAUAUUGAAAUUAUGUUUAUAAUACAAAUUAUUUUUUAUUUAUUAACAUUAUUAUAUUUCAUCUAGCUAUUAAUAUUUAUUUGUUUAAAUUAAUUAAAUGCAUUAUGUUAUAACAGCGAAGAUUUGGCAACAGCAAUCCUUCGAAAGAAGGACAAGCCAAAUAGAUUAUUAGUGGAUGAAGCUAUUGCAGAUGACAAUUCUGUUGUGGCUCUUUCUCAAGCAAAAAUGGAUGAAUUACAACUUUUCCGAGGAGAUACAGUAUUAUUGAAAGGAAAAAGACGCAAAGAAACUGUGUGUAUUGUUCUUUCUGAUGAUACAUGCCCUGAUGAAAAAAUUCGUAUGAACCGUGUUAUAAGAAAUAACUUGCGUGUACGUUUAAGUGAUGUUGUUUCUGUACAAGCAUGUCCAGAAGUUAAAUAUGGAAAACGCAUUCAUGUACUGCCAAUGGAUGAUACAGUAACUGGUCUUACAGGGAACUUAUUUGAAGUAUAUUUAAAACCAUAUUUCCUGGAAGCUUAUCGUCCUGUUCAUAAAGAUGAUAACUUUAUUGUACGUGGUGGUAUGCGUGUUGUAGAAUUUAAAGUAGUAGAAACAGAUCCUGGACCAUUUUGUAUUGUAGCUCCUGAUACAAUUAUUCAUUGUGAAGGUGAUGCUAUUAAGAGAGAGGAGGAAGAAGAGGCAUUAAAUGCUGUAGGUUACGAUGAUAUUGGUGGUGUUCGUAAACAGUUGGCUCAAAUUAAAGAAAUGGUAGAGUUACCUUUAAGACAUCCAUCUUUAUUUAAAGUUAUUGGAGUUAAACCACCUCGUGGUAUUCUUUUAUAUGGCCCACCAGGCACAGGAAAAACUCUUAUCGCUCGUGCUGUUGCAAAUGAAACAGGAGCAUUUUUCUUUCUUAUCAAUGGUCCUGAAAUUAUGAGUAAACUUGCGGGAGAAUCAGAAAGUAAUUUAAGAAAAGCAUUUGAAGAAGCUGAAAAAAAUUCACCAGCUAUAAUUUUCAUUGAUGAACUUGAUGCUAUUGCUCCUAAAAGAGAAAAGACUCAUGGAGAGGUAGAAAGACGUAUAGUGUCUCAGCUGUUAACUUUAAUGGAUGGUAUGAAACAAAGCUCUCAUGUUAUUGUAAUGGCUGCUACCAAUCGACCUAAUAGCAUCGAUUCUGCAUUACGUCGCUUUGGUCGUUUUGAUAAAGAAAUUGAUAUUGGAAUACCUGAUGCUACUGGUCGUUUAGAAAUUUUACGUAUUCACACGAAAAAUAUGAAACUUGCAGACGAUGUUGAAUUAGAAGAGAUUGCAGCGGAAACACAUGGGCAUGUUGGAGCUGAUUUAGCUUCAUUAUGUUCUGAAGCAGCAUUACAACAAAUUCGUGAAAAAAUGGAUCUUAUUGAUUUGGAAGAUGAACACAUAGAUGCUGAAGUUUUAUCUUCUCUUGCUGUUACAAUGGAUAACUUCAAGUAUGCUAUGACUAAAAGUAGUCCAAGUGCUUUGCGAGAAACUAUUGUCGAAGUUCCAACUGUUACAUGGGAUGAUAUUGGAGGUUUACAUAAUGUUAAACUGGAAUUACAGGAAUUGGUACAGUAUCCAGUUGAGCAUCCAGAUAAAUUCUUAAAAUUUGGUAUGCAACCAUCCAGAGGUGUAUUAUUCUAUGGACCUCCUGGAUGUGGUAAAACAUUACUGGCUAAAGCAAUAGCUAAUGAAUGCCAAGCAAAUUUUAUUUCUGUAAAGGGUCCAGAGUUGUUAACUAUGUGGUUUGGUGAAUCUGAAGCGAAUGUCAGAGAUGUUUUUGAUAAAGCAAGAGCCGCAGCUCCUUGUGUAUUAUUCUUUGAUGAACUCGAUUCUAUUGCCAAAUCUCGUGGUGGUACACUAGGCGAUGCUGGUGGAGCAGCAGACCGCGUGAUAAAUCAAAUUUUAACAGAAAUGGAUGGUAUGGGUGCAAAGAAAAAUGUAUUUAUCAUAGGAGCUACUAAUCGUCCUGAUAUUAUUGAUCCCGCUAUUCUACGACCUGGUAGAUUAGAUCAGUUGAUUUAUAUACCAUUACCAGAUGAAAAAUCUCGAGAAGCAAUUUUCAGAGCUAACCUUCGAAAAUCCCCUGUAGCGAAGGACGUAGAUUUGAGUUACAUUGCUAAAGUAACACAUGGUUUCUCGGGUGCUGAUAUAACAGAAAUUUGUCAACGUGCAUGUAAACUUGCUAUUAGACAAAGUAUUGAAACUGAAAUUCGAAGAGAAAAAGAACGAGCUAGUAAUCCAUCUGCAUCUAUGGAUAUGGAUGAAGACGAUCCUGUGCCAGAAAUAACUAGAGCUCAUUUCGAAGAAGCAAUGAGAUUUGCACGACGUUCUGUAUCUGAUAACGAUAUUAGAAAAUAUGAAAUGUUUGCACAGACGCUUCAACAGUCUCGUGGAUUUGGAACUAAUUUCAGGUAUAUAAAUUGUUCCGAUAUUUUUUUUAAAUGUAAAUUAUCUAAUUUUUUGUAUAAAUUGUGAAAUCUAAUAAAUGAUAAAACUUACUCUGUCGUUAAAUAUUCUGUUCAAUAUAAUAGCUUGUAUUCAUUCUAAAGUUUUAAAUUUUUACAGAUUUCCGCAAAGCGGAGCAAGCGGUACUCAAGAUACAACACAAGGUGAUCAAACCUUUCAAGAUGAUGGAGAUGAUGAUCUUUAUAGCUAA